UACUACACUUGUUCGUCAGAGAUGGGUCUCUUCCUAUUCUUAAUCUCCGUCGUCGUCAUCCUCGUUGCCGUUACAACACCGGUCGUUAACUCCUGCCCGCCGUCUGAGCGAGCAGCACUUUUAGCCUUCAAAGCAGCAUUACAUGAGCCAUACUUGGGCAUCUUCAACUCUUGGUCGGGCAACGACUGUUGCCAAAACUGGUACGGCGUCAGCUGCGAUCCAACAACUCGUAGUGUCGCCGACAUAAACCUCCGUGGCGAGUCCGAAGAUCCCAUCUUCCAAAAAGCUGGUCGUACUGGCUUCAUGACAGGCACAAUCUCUCCAUCCAUUUGCAGUCUCAAUCACCUCACCAAUAUCGUCAUCGCCGACUGGAAAGGAAUCGACGGUCAGAUCCCUACCUGCAUCACCUCUAUUCCUUACCUCCGAAUCCUUGACCUCAUCGGAAACCGACUCACCGGUCCAAUUCCUUCCGAUAUUGGAAGGCUGAGUCGACUCACCGUACUCAACGUCGCUGAUAACCUCAUCUCCGGAGGGAUUCCGGCGUCGAUCGUCAACCUUCCCAGUUUAAUGCACCUCGACCUCCGAAACAAUCAUAUCUCCGGCGAGAUCCCUAGAGACUUCGGAAAGCUCACGAUGCUGAGCAGAGCGUUACUGAGUCGGAAUCAGAUACACGGACCGAUUCCGAGUUCGAUCUCUAAAAUCUACCGACUCGCCGAUUUAGAUCUGUCGGAGAACCAGAUCUCCGGACUGAUUCCGGAGCCGCUGGGGAGAAUGCAAGUUCUGUCGACGCUAAACCUAGACAGCAACCGAAUCUCGGGUAAGAUUCCGGCGAGUUUACUCGGAAGUUCAGGUAUAGGCAUACUAAACCUGAGCCGAAACUCGAUCGAAGGUUAUAUACCGGAUGCUUUCGGGCGCAGAUCGUACUUCACGGCUCUUGACCUGUCGUACAACAAAUUGAGGGGUCAGAUACCCAAGUCGAUAUCGUCGGCGGCGUAUAUAGGUCACUUGGAUCUCAGCUACAACCACCUGUGCGGCCGGAUUCCAGCGGGUUCACCGUUUGAUCAUCUUGAAGCGUCAUCGUUUGUUAGCAACGAUUGCCUUUGUGGAACUCCGCUCAAAGCUUGUUGAUGUUUGAUACGUUUCGCAACGUAACCACCUGGGCGCCAUAGCUAAGUUCUUCUGUAUUAAUUAACGGAUAUU
This is a messenger RNA of Telopea speciosissima, 1200 nucleotides long. Its product is annotated as DNA damage-repair/toleration protein DRT100-like. Lineage: Eukaryota; Viridiplantae; Streptophyta; Magnoliopsida; Proteales; Proteaceae. Bases 22 to 1128 code for a protein of 368 amino acids. The transcript has a single exon. The record is from RefSeq and is a predicted model, not a curated record. Gene Ontology annotation, molecular function: protein binding.